GCCCCAACCUCGCGCAGAGAUCCUCCCUUCCCUCCGAAAGCGGGACACGCACGGAACACAACGGGCAAAGGUUGCUGGUGCACUAGAGUAGGAAGCAGUAACCCUCCCUCAUCAAAAGCAGUACUGCAUGCCACGCCAUGCCCCUGUCCUCCUCCUCCUCCUGCUGCAUGCCAUGCCACACCAGCACCACAUCCUAGAUAUCCCUCUGCCGGCCAAGCCAAGCAUACUGGAUAGAUACUGAUUGGGAUUUAUAGACACCUUUUCCCUCACACAGUGCGCACAUCAUAUCAAGAAUCGAUCCAGAAGAGGCCAUCAUCAGAGGAUAAAGGGGUGACCAAGACAGGCGAGGGAGCUGGGAUCAAGAAGGCUUCUUCAUUUGCUCGAUCAUCGAGAAGAAGAGCUGCAGUCAGCGGGAGGGAGCUAGCCAUGGUGUCUCGGGGGAAGGAGGAGGAGGAGGAGGAGGCGGCCGCCGGGUGGGAGGGGGAGAAGGAGGGGGAGAUCGACUACGUGUUCAAGGUGGUGGUGGUGGGCGACUCGGCGGUGGGCAAGACGCAGCUGCUGGGGCGCUUCGCCAAGGACCAGUUCUUCCUCGACUCCAAGUCCACCAUCGGCGUCGAGUUCCAGACCCGCACCCUCAUCCUCCACCGCAAGCAAGUCAAGGCGCAGAUCUGGGACACCGCCGGGCAGGAGAGGUACCGGGCGGUGACGAGCGCCUACUACCGGGGCGCGCUGGGCGCCAUGGUGGUGUACGACGUGACCCGGCGCGCCACCUUCGACCACGUGCCCCGCUGGGUGGAGGAGCUCCGCGCCCACGCCGACGGCUCCACCGUCGUCGCGCUCGUCGGUAACAAGGCCGACGCGCCGCCGCACCGCCGCGAGGUGCCCGCCGACGAGGCCGCGCGGUUCGCCGAGGAGCAGGGGCUCUUCUUCUCCGAGGCGUCGGCGCUCACGGGCGACAACGUGGAGCGCGCCUUCCUCGCGCUCCUCGAGGAGGUCUUCGCCGUCGUCUCCCGCCGGGCGCUGGAGCUCGACGAGGCGCGGCGGACGCGCAACGGCGGUGGUCACGACGGCGAGACGCUGUCGCUGAGGGGCACCACGGUGGACCUGCACGACCCCAUCAUGGAGACCAGCGCCAUGAAGAAGACCGCCUCCUCGCAGUGCUCCUGCUCGUGACCGGCGGCGACAUGAUCGACGACGUGCAAUGAUUCAUACCGUAUUACACCAUGCGUUCCCGAAGACAGAACAAGUUUAGACAUGUAAAGCAUUUGUUGUACAUACAUUGUGAUAAGAAAUGGUUGGAUUCA
Messenger RNA from Triticum dicoccoides, 1304 nucleotides. RefSeq names its product ras-related protein Rab11A-like. Lineage: Eukaryota; Viridiplantae; Streptophyta; Magnoliopsida; Poales; Poaceae. The record is from RefSeq and is a predicted model, not a curated record. The transcript is spliced from 2 exons. Bases 427 to 1173 code for a protein of 248 amino acids. Gene Ontology annotation, molecular function: GTP binding; GTPase activity.